Molecule: messenger RNA, 2537 nt
Organism: Lycium ferocissimum
Lineage: Eukaryota; Viridiplantae; Streptophyta; Magnoliopsida; Solanales; Solanaceae
Exons: 11
Coding region: 428-2158 (576 amino acids)
Source: RefSeq, a predicted model, not a curated record
AAGCCCAGUUCACGAACUCUAAUUUUUGUAGAUAAGGCUUUUCUCACCUUCCCCUUUACUGCCAAAAAAGCUAUAUUGGGACUCUGCAAUGUAACAGAUUUUUGGAGCAAAAGAGUGUGUAUAUAUAUGCACCACUUACUUUAAUUCUCUGUCAAAAGGGACUGUCUUUUCUUGGCUGUUUUUUUGUGUAUUAGCCAUCUCUGUAAUGUUCAAACUUCAGAGUCUGUUCAUGGCAAGCUUUCAAGUUAGUUCUUGAAAAGGAGUGGGGAAAAGGGUGCUGAUCAGUUGGAGAAAGCUAUUGCAAUGCAAGUAGCCAUUUCUAAACACAAGCAUUCUAAGAGUAUUUGAUUUUCACAAAUGCAGCUUCCCGUAUACACGAGGAUUUAAAGACCGUGUGGAUCAUUCAGUAGAGGCCUCUAAUCAAUUGAUGUUGGAUAGGGGUGAUACAAAUGACUGUAGUGAGAGCAAGAAGAAGCAGUCACCUAAGGAAGUCCAAAGUUCUUUGAGGCAAGAGAUAACACAGCUCGAGAGAAGAUUACAGCACCAAGUUACAGUUCGAUGUUCUCUAGAGCAAGCAUUGGGAUGUAAAUCUUUCAUCACUCAGACCUCAAUGUCUAAGCCAACCACAGAAGUGAUUAGAGAAAUUGCAGUACUAGAGUUGGAAGUAGUGCGUCUGGAACAGUAUCUUCUCUCGUUAUAUCGUAAAGCAUUUGAUCAACAGAUCUCAUCCUUGUCUCCUCCCACUAGAGAUGAUAAACUAAAAUCUCUUACGAAUACCAAAAUAAGAAGGUGCCUUGAAUUUUCUAAAUCUGAUACUAUAGGGAGAAGGGAAAAUUCCUGUGCUCAACCUGAUAGCAAGUUGCUAUCAAAUCCGUGUAAAGAAACAACUAGCACAACAGAAGACAAAGUUAGAGAAUGUGGGGUCCAUCGAAGUCGUUCCUCAGUAACUCAGCAUUCAGUUCCGUCAAAGAGAGAGGAAAUACCAGGCAAAGCUUUGCGUGCUUGUCAAUCUCAACCUUCAUCUAUGAUGGAGAACAAUGAGAAGUGGAGAAUUGAGAGUUUUACUUUUAUUGGUUCUUUGCAGUAUGCGCAGAAUUCUUCAUCAAAUUUAAUCAGUUUGGCGGAGCAUCUUGGCACUUGUAUUUCUGAUCAUGUUCCAGAGACACCAAAUAAGCUGUCUGAGGACAUGGUAAGGUGCAUGUGCGCCAUAUAUAGCAAACUUGCUGAUCCUUCACUUGCAAAUCCAUGUCUCUCAUCGCCAACCUCAUCCUUGUCAUCGAUGAGUGCCUUUUCUCCGAAAGACAUAUGGAACCCAGGAAUUAGGAAAGAUUCAUCUUUUGAUGUUCGGUUGGACAAUCCUUUUCAUGUGGAAGGGUUGAAGGAGUUCAGUGGACCUUACAGCACAAUGCUUGAAGUACAAUGUAUAUAUAAAGAUAGUCACGGACUAGGUGAUAUUGAACCUUUGUUGCAAAAUUUCAGGUCAAUUGUUUCUCGCCUAGAAGUAAUAGAUCCGCGAAAGUUGAGUCAUGCAGAAAAACUAGCAUUCUGGAUUAACAUACACAACGCAUUGGUGAUGCAUGCUUUUUUAUCUUACGGGAUUCCACAAAAGAAUGUGAAGAGAGUUUUUCUACUCUUGAAGGCUGCCUACAAUGUCGGGGGUCAUGUAGUCAGCGCGAAUGUGAUACAGAGCUCUAUCUUGGGAUGUCGGAUGCCUAGACCAGGACAGUGGCUUCGCUUAUUACUUUCUUCUAGAGGAAAAUUUAAGGCAGGCGAUGAAAGACAAGCCUAUUCUAUUGAACAUCCAGAACCCCUUCUGCACUUUGGACUCUGCUCAGGCAAUCAUUCAGAUCCUGCGGUACGAGUCUAUACACCCAAGAGAGUGUUUCAGGAGCUGGAAGCAGCAAAAGAAGAAUAUAUUAGAGCAACUUUUGGUGUGAAGAAGGAUCAGAAAGUUCUUUUGCCAAAAGUUGUCGAGUCCUUUGCUAAAGAAUCUGGUCUAUGUCCUGCUGGUGUGAUGGAGAUGAUCCAGCAAUCUUUACCUGAAUCUCUUAGGAAAAGCAUAAAGAAGAUUCAGCAGGGAAAUUCUCACAAGAACAUUGAAUGGGUUCCUCAUAAUUUUGCUUUUCGGUACCUAAUCAUGAAGGAGCUGUUGAAGUGACUACUUUUAUUGUGUGUUUUUAGCUUGUUUAUGUGAUUAUAGAGAUUUGAUUAGUACUAAGUCACUUAGACCUCCAACUAGUAGGUUGUAAGUUCGAGUCUCGCUACGGGUAAGUGAAAAUCAAUGUUUAUUCCAUGUGGAAUCAGAGUGGGAAAAGGGGGAAAAAGAGGUUUUUUGUGAGACUUCUCUUUUUCUUUCUUUUCCCUGUCCUAAUAGGAGUUCUUCAGAGGGUACUUAUUUCCUUUUUCUCUCUUCUGUAUAAAUGCAUAAGUUAGAAUGGAGGAAUGACCGGAGAAUGCCUACAAUCUGUGUUUUGUAUGUAACAUCAUCUUUUGGCUUCAUUUUUUAUAAUUCAGAUUAACAUUUGUUGUUGGAUCAA